AUCAAAUAUAUAACAUUAACUUUGCUGUUUUAUCAAGACAAAUAACAAUAAUGGUCAAAAUUUUAAAAGAAAAAAAGCACCAGAUUGAUAAUAGUAGUAAUUCUAAUAGUGAAAGUAGUAAUGAACCUACUGGUCAUUCAUUUACUGGUAUUUGGAGAGAAAUUGAAUUAGGUAAAGAAGUAUCUCAUGGAGUUUACAAGGGAAAAUAUAUUCAUUGCAAUAAGGAAUUUAAACAUGUUAAAUUUAUUAAGACUAGAGCUUAUAUUGCAUAUAAAUGUUCUAGUUGUCCUAAGCAUAUUAAGCAAUAUUAUAAUUAUAUAAUCACAAAUAAUCUUUUUGAUGAUCCAAAUGUUGAAAAUUAUACAAUACCAAUUAUAGCUGUUUCUGAAGUCAAGUCACUUAAAUCUACAGCUCAAAAAAAAAUCUAA
Molecule: messenger RNA, 428 nt
Organism: Racocetra persica
Lineage: Eukaryota; Fungi; Glomeromycota; Glomeromycetes; Diversisporales; Gigasporaceae
Source: the annotation of a GenBank genome assembly